GGAAGACGCUAACGUGGUUAGUUUGCGCUCAAACUAUUCUGACUUAUUCUUUGGAUAAAGACCAUAAUCAACUUUGUUUGUGUAGUGCUAUAUCCUUCCAAACCUCAAAGAUGUCCUGGUAUUACACGCCCGUCCCAACGGUUGUUCCGGCGGAGGAAUUCGACGCUUCCGCGGACGCCAAUGCGUUACGGGCGGCGAUGAAAGGCUUUGGAACGGAUGAGCAGGCCAUCAUUGACAUUCUUUGCGCUCGCAGCAACGCCCAACGUCAGCAAAUUAUGGAACAAUAUACAAGCGAACUUGGUCGGGAUUUAAUCGAGGACUUGAAAUCCGAGCUCGGCGGUAAGUUUGAAGACGUUAUCGUCGGUUUGAUGAUGCCGCCGGAGAAGUAUCUGUGCAAGCAGAUGCACAAGGCGAUGGACGGCAUCGGGACGGAUGAGGAUACGCUGAUCGAAGUGCUUGCGCCGCAAACGAACGAGGAGGUAAAGAAGAUCGUCGAUUGCUACGAGGAUAUGUAUGGUCGCCCUCUGGCGGAGCAUUUGUGCAGUGAAACGUCCGGAAGCUUCCGGCGCCUACUGACGAUGAUCAUCGUUGGGGCUCGCGAUCCGCAAGGAACCGUUGACGCGAACCUAGCCGUCGAGCAGGCGAACCAACUGUACAAUGCGGGAGAAGGCAAGCUCGGUACAGACGAGGAGGUGUUCUACAAACUCCUGGCGCACUGUAGCUUCGAUCAGCUGGAGAUCGUGUUUGACGAGUACAAGAAACUUUCCGGUCAAACGAUUGAACAAGCGAUGAAACACGAAUUGAGCGGUGAGCUGUAUGAAGCGCUCAGUGCCAUCGUAGAGUGCGUCCAGAUGGCACCACAUUUCUUCGCCAAACGACUCCACAAGGCUAUGGAUGGCAUGGGCACGGACGACGCAAAGCUGAUCCGUAUCAUCAUCUCGCGCUCGGAGAUCGAUCUUCAGAACGUCAAGGACGAGUACGAGCAGAUGUACAACAAAACGCUGCUGAGCGCAGUACGGAAUGAAUGCUCCGGAGAUUACAAGCGUGCCCUGUGCGCAUUGAUCGGUGGUGCCUAAUUUAUUCGUCAAAAAGAAAGUAUUUGAUAAGAAUUCCUUAUAUUCACACACAGUAUGAGAAGCCAAUGAUAUUAACUGACCCGUAAAACGCUGAUACGUUAGACAGAGCAUGAUUGCAUGAAAAAGAAAAAUACUUGCUAUCGGUCUGACAUGAAAACAAAAAUUUUCACGAGCGACGAUCGGAAGUGGCCUUUUAGCGAACGCGCAUUUGAUGUUCUAGCCUUCUUCAGUUUGCCUUGGGCUGCGUUUUAAACCAGUAUUUUAAUGCACAACGAUUGGAAAUAAAGCAUUUAAGUGAACGUAAAAGUGUG
Molecule: messenger RNA, 1387 nt
Organism: Anopheles coustani
Lineage: Eukaryota; Metazoa; Arthropoda; Insecta; Diptera; Culicidae
Product: annexin B10-like
Exons: 4
Coding region: 111-1076 (321 amino acids)
Cellular component (GO): cytoplasm
Molecular function (GO): calcium-dependent phospholipid binding; calcium ion binding
Source: RefSeq, a predicted model, not a curated record